This is a messenger RNA of Camellia sinensis, 1533 nucleotides long. Lineage: Eukaryota; Viridiplantae; Streptophyta; Magnoliopsida; Ericales; Theaceae. The record is from RefSeq and is a predicted model, not a curated record.
AUGGAUCUUAAGGAUCUCAUUCCAAAAAUUCAACAGCACACCAAAGCUGGCUGGGAAUCAGUCAAACAACCAGCACUUCCAGCACCAUCCUCUUCUCCAGAACAAUUUCUCCAAUCUGUUAAUCCAGAAGAUGACGUAUCUAUGAGAUCAGGUACCAGUCAGGCUCCUUCUGAGCCAGCGUCAGAUCCAGCCGAACACGUAUUGGCCGGUGAGUCACAAUCUGAAGAUGAUGAAGAACCCAAUCUUGGUGACUUUUGGGAUUCUCUUACAACUGUACUCAUGGAAAAGAUGGCCAAAGACAAAUCCAAUAAAGUAUCUACAGGAAAUCCAGGUGCAGAUCCAAGAGCAUCUGGUGGUGUGGGCGGCCAGAAGGCCUCCACCACCCCAACAGUAAAGAAAAUGCAGACACUUAAUGUCCGCCCUCCAGACCCUUCUAAGCCUCCAGGACAAUCUAGCAGUGGAUCUAUCCACAUGCUACGCGCUGAAUCCAGCCCUGAUCAGGAUACUUCAUCACCAGAACAAAUUCAGGAAAUUCAAUUGAACUUUCAGGAACCCUCAUCGAAUAGUUACCAUGGUAAAACCAUUUAUGAAUGGAAUAUUGAUGGUGAAUCAGAAUUUGGCAUUUAUAAGAAGUUACAUCAAAUGAUGAUGUAUGCUACUGUUUGUCACCAAUACAGUAAUAAUGACCAGGCCAUUGCUAAGUUUAUUAUUAAUGGCUUUACCGGGGUUCUCAAAGGUUGGUGGGAUAAUAUUAUGACUCCCAUCCAACAAACUGAGAUAUUAACCGCAAUCAAAUUAGAACUUGACCCGACUACCAAUCAGCAAGUCCAACAGCCAGAUGCUGUCUAUACUCUUAUCCAGACCAUUAUUUACCAUUUUGUUGGUACCAGUACAUCUACUCAGGACCGUGGUCGUGAGCUUCUCCAGAAUUUGCGUUGUCCAUCCUUAACCCAUUUCCGAUGGUACAAGGAUGUUUUCCUUCUUAAGGUUACUCAACGCCCUGAUGCUAACAGUACUCACUGGAAAGCCAAAUUUAUUGAUGGCCUUCCUACCCUCUUUGCCGAGCGAGUUAGGAAAAAACUUUGGGACCGCCAUGACCGGAUGUCUAUUCCUUAUGAGCAGUACACAUAUGGACAACUCUGUUCCAUUAUAACAGAUGAAGGUCUUUCUCUCUGUAAUGACCUUAAACUUCAUUAUCAAAUGAAACAACAGAAUUUAACAGGAAGAAAAGAACUAGGAGAAUUUUGUGAACAGUUUGCUUAUGAACCUGGCAUAAAAUAUCCUAAUAAAUCCAGAAAGUUGUCUCAUAAAAAAUCUUCCAAACCAUACAGAAAAAAGUCCUCUAAGACUAGCCACCCGAAACCUACUAAGAAGUUUUAUCCCAAGAAAUCUACCAGUAAAUCAAAAGGAAAAUCUAAAUCAGAAGUAAAAUGCUACAAAUGUGGACAAACAGGACAUUAUGCUAAUAGAUGUAAAUCUAAAGCUAAAUCCAAGGUUAAUGAAUUAAACCUUGAUCCAGAAAUUAAAGAAUAG